AGGUCCUCCCAUAACCUGACGGUAGGCGUGAGCGACGGCACGCACUAUAACUCGACCACAUUUAACAUCGAGGUCUACGACGUCAACGAUAAUGAGCCAAUUGUCAACCAGAACUACAUGGCCUCCAUCUACGAGAACAGUCCGUUGGGAACCAUCAUUGUGUCGGUCGAUGCCGUCGAUAGCGACCAGAACUCGGAACUCAGUUAUUAUAUACUGAGCGGCGAUCCGUACAAUCAGUUUGAGAUCCGGCAAAACGGCGAGAUUAUCGUGAAUAAGGCGUUGGACAGGGAGUCGAUCGAGAGGUACGACUUGGAGGUUGCGAUCACCGACGGAAGGUUUACCGCGAGAACGAUGGUUACGAUCGACAUACUGGACAUCAACGAUAACGGACCCAUUUGUCUGAAGUCAAAGUACGUGGAGUUAGUGAGCGAAGCGGUCCCUCCCGGGACAUACAUACUGACAGUGGAGGCCACGGAUGUCGAUGAUGGAGAUAACGCCAAACUGUAUUACUUUAUCUCCGGCGACCCGGAAAAGCACUUCACAAUUGAUCCGCAGUCGGGACACCUGAAGACUAAGGGUUUGCUGGACAGGGAAACUCGCGCCUCAUAUCUGUUUGAAGUGCACAUCAGCGAUGACAAGCGCCGGGACUGGACGUGUAAGAGUGAAGUGGAGAUACUGCUCAGUGAUGUGAACGACGAAUCGCCCAAAUUCUCCAACACUUACUACUCGGUCAACGUUCCCGAGGACUCGACGGUCGGCAUAAUCGUCGGCAAAGUGACGGCCACUGACGCCGACCUCGGCAUCAAUCGACGCGUCCGGUACGCCCUUCAGACGGCCGCCGGCGACGAGUUUGAGAUCGACGACAGGAAUGGUAUCAUUCGGUUGGCGAAGGCGUUGGACAGAGAGACCAAAUCGGCGUACAAUCUGACGCUCAAAGCCUACGAUUCGGGCGCUUCGCAGCUCUUCUCGACCGCCACUUUCGUGGUGAACGUGAUGGACAUCAACGACAACGCGCCUGAGUUUGAGAUGCAGUCCUACGCGACAAAUGUGUCCGAAAGCGCGCCCAUUGGCCACGAGGUGCUCAAAGUGUACGCCACGAGCCAAGACACCGGGAUUAACGCCGAGAUCAAGUACCACAUCGUGAGCGGCAACGAAAACGGCAGCUUCUCUAUACACCCCAAGUCGGGCAUCAUAUCUGUGGCCAAAGCGCUGGACUACGAGACGGUUCGCGAGUACUUCAUGACUGUGAGGGCCGAAGACGGCGGCAUACCGUCCCUCACGAGCGAAGCGCACGUAACCAUACGGGUGACGGAUCCCUCAGUUCGUGCAGCGCUCNCGGGCAUCAUAUCUGUGGCCAAAGCGCUGGACUACGAGACGGUUCGCGAGUACUUCAUGACUGUGAGGGCCGAAGACGGCGGCAUACCGUCCCUCACGAGCGAAGCGCACGUAACCAUACGGGUGACGGAUGUUAAUGAUAUCAGCCCUCAGUUCGUGCAGCGCUCGUACGAUAUUGUGAUCCGCGAGGACUCGGCGAUCGGCGACCGUAUUAUACAACUGGUGGCCAUCGACUCGGACUCGCCGGCCAACGCGAACCUCAGCUACUCGUUCACCGGCGGCGCCCAGACGUACAAAGAGUUUCACAUCGACCCGAUCACUGGCAUCGUAACUGUCGGCAAGACGUUGGACCGCGAGAUGAUCUCAUCCUAUAUUCUCGAAGCCGUUUGCGAUGAUAACGGAAACCCCAAACCCCUCUCAAACUCGGUGUUCGUGAACAUUGAGAUAUCCGACGCAAACGAUAAUCGACCGGAGGGCCGACCCGCCGGCCACUCGAUCGUCAACUUCAAUAUACAGGACGCCGACAGCGCCGCCAAUUCCGGGCCAUUCACUCUACGGCUGAUGUCCGGGGAUUCAAACGACAGCUUUGUUUUGGUGAACGGAGACACGUCUUUGCGGACCAACACUGUGUUCAACCAUUCAUUGCGAGCCAACUAUUCGCUGACAAUCCAAGCGACAGACUCGGGAACACCGGCCCUGAGCUCGACGACCGCUGUGCUCGUGUUGGUGACACAGGAACCCAGGAUUGCGCCCCAAUUGACGCACCUGUCGAUUGCGGUGAACUCUUUGGAACAAUUUCCCGGCGGAAUCGUCGGUCAGGUGUCGGCCACCGAUGACGACCCCUUCGAUAAACUCAGUUACGCCAUCACUCAGGAGGACGACAAACACCUGUUCUCCAUUGACUCGACGGACGGCACGUUAGUAGCCUUUCCCGGACUGGACGCCGGCAAGUAUAAGAUCAAUGUGACGGUCAGCGACGGCAAGUACGUGACGUACGGUUUGGUGGAUCUGGAGGUGACGGUCAUCACCGACGACAUGAUCGCCAACAGUGCGGUCGUGGAGUUGCGAUCGAUAUCCGCGAAGGAGUUCAUCACGAAUUACAAGAAGACAUUCAUCCGGGUCUUUAAGAACGUGUUCAACGUCCGCAUGAAAGACAUCGUGAUAAUCAGUAUUCAACCGACGGAUCACAAGAACCCACAGAACAGACUCCGCCGGAGUGACGACAAUCUGGGAGACAUUAGCGUACUGUUUGUCGUCGCGCGAAGUCGUGGCGGCUAUUACUCGAGACAAUGGAUCAAAACCAAAGUGGCGGAGAGUAAGAGCGGUAUUGAGAAGCAGUUGGGAAUACUUCUGGAGGACUUUGUGGUGAAGUCCGAGUGUCAGCACAUCCACUGUAAGCACGGCGAGUGUCGCGACGAACUCAUACUCAGCGAAAACGAUGUCAUCUCUAUUGUCGGCUCGAAACUCAGUUUCGUGUCCCCAUUUCACGAGCACCGGUACGGCUGCGCCUGCCAUCCGGGCUUCGGCGGGAAGCUGUGCGAAGUGAUCGUCAACGAGUGCGCCCGCAACCCGUGCCCCUCGUUCAAGGAGUGCCUGCCGGUGUCGUCCCCGUUGGGCUACCUGUGCCAGUGUCCGUUCGGCAAGUCGGGGCCCGUAUGCAACCAAAACGCCGAGACCUGUCACACCAGCGAUCGCGACGUCUCCUUUUGCUACGAAGAGCUCAAUCCGAUCUCAUUUCACGGCAACUCUUACGCCAGAUAUUCCUUCCACAAGAGGGUCGAGAAGAUAUCGCUCCGUUUUAAGAGCCAACAGCUGAGGGCCAACGUCUUCACGCAGAGCGGCGACAAGUCCUACAAUAUACUGGAGAUCGCCGGCGGAUACAUUCAGUACCGCUUCGACUGCGGCGACGGCGAGGGACUCAUCCGUAUCGAGAAUCUGGUGGUCAGUGACGGCAAAUGGCAUGAGAUUCUGGUGGAGCGCAAGAGCGACACGGCGUCGCUCACACUGGACCGCAAAUACCGGGGCGGAGGGUUCGCGCCCGGGAGCGCCCGCUGUCUCGACCUCAACGUCGACCUAUUCCUCGGCGGUUCAGUGAAGCCGCGCUCUAACGCCGUCGGCGGCGAAGAGAUUACGCUGGGAUUCGUCGGCUGCCUCGACAACAUCCUCAUCAAUGGUCAACAGAUACCGCUACACAUGGCGUCAGUAUCGUCGGCGGCGGUGCUCAAGACGCUGGCGAACGUGGAGUUUAGCUGUAAUUUCAGGCCCGACGUCGGUGUCUGUAAGUCGCAGCCGUGUCUGAACGGCGGGUCGUGUCAUAACCUCGUUAACGGGUCGUAUCAGUGCCAGUGCGUCGGCCCGAAGUACAGGGGCGUCAACUGCGAGAUCGACGUGAGUCCGUGCGAUACCAUUCCGUGCCUGAAUGGAGGGCUGUGUCGACACGACGAGGCCCUGUGCCGCACGGGGGUCGCCAACUGUUACAAAUGCGAGUGCGGCCCGAGUUUCACG
Oppiella nova is the source of this 3840-nucleotide messenger RNA. The record is from the annotation of a GenBank genome assembly. NCBI's taxonomy places the organism in Eukaryota, Metazoa, Arthropoda, Arachnida, Sarcoptiformes, Oppiidae.